AACGGUCCACUAUGAAGGUGGUGCUGUGUCAAUUCAUGCUCGUUCCCUUUGGCGACUAGAGACGCUAAGAGUUGCGUGGAGUGGCAGCCACAUUAGAUGGGGACAGCCAUUCAGACUGAGACAUAUAACAACAGGAAAAUAUUUAAGUCUCCUGGAUGACAAGAGUCUUCUUCUUACAGACAAAGAGAACGCAGAUGUAAAAUCUACAGCAUUCUGUUUUCGGUCUUCCAAGGAAAAGUUAGACAUAGGGACAAGAAAAGAGGUGGAUGGAAUGGGAGCACCUGAAAUAAAAUACGGGGAUUCAAUAUGCUUCAUACAACAUGUAGAUACAGGCUUAUGGCUCACGUACCAGUCUGCUGAUGCAAAGUCUGUAAGAAUGGGUUCUUUGCAGCGGAAGGCAAUAAUGCAUCAUGAAGGUCACAUGGAUGAUGGUUUAACACUGUCCAGAUCUCAGAAUGAAGAAUCCCGUACAGCACGUGUCAUUCGUAGUACAGUCUUCCUUUUCAACAGGUUUAUAAGGGGCCUUGAUGCUCUCAGUAAGAAAGUGAAGUCUUCCACCAUUGAUUUGCCUAUCGAGUCAGUCAGUCUGAGCCUUCAGGACUUGAUUGGCUACUUUCACCCCCCUGAUGAACAUUUGGAGCAUGAAGACAAACAAAACAGGCUCCGAGCACUGAAGAAUCGCCAGAAUCUCUUCCAGGAAGAGGGUAUGAUCAACCUUGUUCUUGAAUGUAUUGAUCGCUUGAAUGUAUACAGCAGUGCAGCUCAUUUUGCAGACGUAGCUGGGAAGGAAGCUGGAGAAGCCUGGAAAUCUAUUCUGAAUUCUUUGUAUGAAUUACUAGCGGCUCUGAUUCGAGGGAAUCGUAAAAACUGUGCUCAAUUUUCUGGAUCUCUUGAUUGGUUGAUCAGCAGAUUAGAAAGGCUGGAAGCAUCUUCUGGAAUUCUAGAAGUUUUACACUGUGUGUUGGUGGAAAGCCCAGAAGCUCUAAACAUUAUUAAGGAAGGACAUAUUAAAUCCAUCAUCUGUCUUUUGGACAAACAUGGAAGAAACCAUAAGGUUUUGGAUGUUUUGUGUUCUCUCUGUGUUUGUCAUGGAGUAGCUGUACGGUCUAAUCAACAUCUAAUCUGUGAUAAUCUUCUGCCAGGAAGAGAUCUGCUUUUACAGACACGCCUUGUCAAUCACGUGAGCAGCAUGAGACCCAACAUCUUCUUGGGGAUUAGUGAAGGCUCUGCCCAAUACAGAAAAUGGUACUAUGAACUUAUGGUGGACCAACUAGAGCAGUUUGUGACAGCUGAAUCAACUCAUCUACGAGUGGGCUGGGCUUCAACAGAGGGCUACUCACCGUAUCCAGGGGGAGGAGCAGAAUGGGGAGGAAAUGGGGUUGGUGAUGACUUGUACUCCUAUGGCUUCGAUGGUCUGCAUCUGUGGUCAGGAUGUGUAGCACGAGCAGUAAAUUCUCCCAACCAACACCUGUUAAGAACUGACGAUGUUAUCAGCUGCUGUUUAGACCUGAGUGCCCCCAGCAUCUCUUUCCGGAUAAAUGGUCAGCCUGUUCAAGGAAUGUUUGAGAAUUUCAACAUAGAUGGCCUCUUCUUUCCAGUUGUCAGCUUCUCUGCAGGAAUAAAGUUAGCAUCCUGUGUUA
Messenger RNA from Eurypyga helias (sunbittern), 1640 nucleotides. RefSeq names its product ryanodine receptor 2-like. The record is from RefSeq and is a predicted model, not a curated record. Gene Ontology annotation, molecular function: ryanodine-sensitive calcium-release channel activity; protein binding. NCBI's taxonomy places the organism in Eukaryota, Metazoa, Chordata, Aves, Eurypygiformes, Eurypygidae. Gene Ontology annotation, cellular component: smooth endoplasmic reticulum; Z disc; sarcolemma. The annotation marks the transcript as partial. The transcript has 11 exons. Gene Ontology annotation, biological process: calcium ion transmembrane transport.